Molecule: messenger RNA, 970 nt
Organism: Hippopotamus amphibius kiboko
Lineage: Eukaryota; Metazoa; Chordata; Mammalia; Artiodactyla; Hippopotamidae
Product: dihydrofolate reductase-like
Exons: 1
Coding region: 9-572 (187 amino acids)
Biological process (GO): tetrahydrofolate biosynthetic process; dihydrofolate metabolic process; folic acid metabolic process
Cellular component (GO): mitochondrion
Molecular function (GO): dihydrofolate reductase activity; NADP binding
Source: RefSeq, a predicted model, not a curated record
CGUCCGUCAUGGUUCGUCCGCUAAACUGCAUCGUCGCUGUGGCCCAGAAUAUGGGCAUCGGCAAGAACGGGGACCUUCCCUGGCCCCCGCUCAGGAAUGAAUACAGGUAUUUCCAAAGAAUGACCUCAGCCUCUUCAGUAGAAGGUAAACAGAAUUUGGUGUUUAUGGGUAGGAAGACCUGGUUCUCCAUUCCAGAGAAGUAUCGACCUUUAAAGGAUAGAACUAAUAUAGUUCUCAGUAGAGAACUCAAGGAACCUCCACAGGGAGCUCAUUUUCUGGCCAAAAGUCUGGAUGAUGCCUUAAAACUUACUGAACAACCAGAAUUAACAAAUAAAGUGGACAUGGUUUGGAUAGUGGGAGGCAGUUCUGUUUAUAAGGAAGCCAUGAACAAGCCAGGCCAUGUUAGACUGUUUGUGACAAGGAUCAUGCAGGAAUUUGAAAGUGACACAUUUUUUCCAGAAAUUGAUUUGGAAAAAUACAAAUUUCUCCCAGAAUAUCCAGGUGUUCCUUCUGAUCUCCAGGAGGAGAAAGGCAUUAAAUACAAAUUUGAAGUAUAUGAAAAGGACAAUUAAUGUGAAAGUGUUUUCUGAUCUAUUUCAAGCCUUCUCCUCCCCCGCAAAAAAGAAUUAUGUAUUUUUUUGUUGUAGAGACUUCUGUUGACUUUAGAUCUAUGGAUAGUUAUUUCUAAGCAAAGCACUUUUAUUCCCCAUUAAUCUUAACUAGACUGUAUCAGAUAUUAUUUGUGAAACAUUUCUUGCUGUAACUGCCUGAAUGCCCAUCAAGGGUCGAGAAUAGGUUACCAGCACCUGCCUAGGGUAGAAUAUACACCAAGACAGCUCAAAGUGGGAGAGUCCCCUGAUAGCACGAGUUGAAACCAGAGCCUAUAGAGCUAGGAGCUAGGAAGAUGAGUCCAAAAGUCAGAAAUGGAUUAUAAACAGAAGAGCUAGCAUUCAGUUAUUAAAAUUAGAUC